AUGGCUGACAAGGAUCAACCAAGUGAAUUGAGCGCGGAUCGUCGUACCGAGUAUGAAGAAGCAUUUAUUCUAUUCGAUAAAGAUUGUGAUGGUUUAAUUAAUUGUUCUGAACUGCCGUUCUUGUUACGAAGUCUGGGCCAAUUUAUCACGGACAAGGACGUUUCUGGCCUUCUCCGAGAAGCAAAUCUUGAUCCACGUGGAAAGUUUACAUCAUUAGAUUUUAUCAAUUUGAUGGAGCGACGCGCUCUGGCGUCCGGCAGCGAUACAUUCGGCAGCGAACAAGAUGUUCGAGAUGCCUUUCGUUUAGUAUUCGAUCCGAAAGGAACAGGUGUAGUUGCUGUCGAUGAGGUUAUGAAUCUUUUACAAGUGUUUGGUGAUGGUGGACAAUUGUCACAGCAACAAAUAUGGGAAUUGUUAGGAACAGCCGAUCGACAGAAUACGGGAAAGAUUAACUACGAAGAACUUAUCAAGGCAUUAACUUCGAGUUAA
Messenger RNA from Adineta ricciae, 489 nucleotides. Lineage: Eukaryota; Metazoa; Rotifera; Eurotatoria; Adinetida; Adinetidae. The record is from the annotation of a GenBank genome assembly.